Vanrija pseudolonga is the source of this 667-nucleotide messenger RNA. RefSeq lists its product as uncharacterized. Lineage: Eukaryota; Fungi; Basidiomycota; Tremellomycetes; Trichosporonales; Trichosporonaceae. The transcript is spliced from 3 exons. The record is from RefSeq and is a predicted model, not a curated record. The coding region runs from base 49 to 351 and encodes 100 amino acids. Gene Ontology annotation, molecular function: catalytic activity.
UCCCCCCCAUCUUUACCUGCUACCACCACUUCACUACAUCACAUCACAAUGGUUGUCCUCAUCGCCAAGUUCAAGGCCGUCGACCUCGCCGCCGCCGACAAGCUCGAGCAGCACCUCAAGAACAUCCAGAACAUCUCGCUCACUGACGCCGAGCCCGGAUGCUCCGUCUACCAGGGCCAGCGCAGCGACAAGGACCCCCUCGAGUUCCUCAUGUACGAGGAGUACGACGACAAGGCGGCCGUUGAUGCCCACAUGGCCUCGGCCCACUUUGGCAAGCUCGCCGCCGACGCGCCCAACCUCAUCGCUGGUGGCCCCGCCGGCAUCGACAUCUCCUUCUGGACCCGCUUCUAAGCGGCUCGGAGCAGGGGGUGAGGGGCGUGAGCCCGGAGCCGUCGUCGCAGUAUCGAGAGAGAUGUAAGAAGUUUUUAGCAGCCUAGAGAGUGGACGGUGUUGCGAGUGGACGGGUGGUGCACGCCUGUUGACUGGCUAGGCCUGCAUGCCACUGCGGGGCCGUUCGCCGCUGCUUUGUCCCUCGCUGACGCCGAGGCCGCCGUCCAUGGCCGUGGCCGCACCGGUGACGAUGGCCGUUUGAUGCCGGCUGACUCGGGUAGUAUUGCCCCCCUUUACCCGGCCACCGUUUCGUCCACCUUUGUGCCCUUCGGUGCGC